This is a messenger RNA of Rhineura floridana, 7075 nucleotides long. It is a transcript of the gene ZNF365, whose product is annotated as zinc finger protein 365. Gene Ontology annotation, cellular component: centriolar satellite. The transcript has 6 exons. Lineage: Eukaryota; Metazoa; Chordata; Lepidosauria; Squamata; Rhineuridae. Gene Ontology annotation, biological process: regulation of double-strand break repair via homologous recombination; telomere maintenance; regulation of neuron projection development. Bases 72 to 1271 code for a protein of 399 amino acids. The record is from RefSeq and is a predicted model, not a curated record.
CGCAGCAUCAGCGCCGCUGGCACCUGCCGCCGCCGCCACCACCGCAGCAACAAGUCAGGAUUUGAAAAGUAAUGCAACAGAACACUUUUGAAGAAAGCAGAUACCCUUGGCAGGAGUCGUUUGAAAAUGUCGGCGUCUGCAUGCCAUUCCGUUGCCCACGAUGUGGAGACCACACCAGAUUCAGGACCCUGUCUUCCUUGAGAGCCCAUCUAGAAUACAACCAUAGUUAUGAAGAUCGAAGCCUUCUGACAAAAUGCAACCUCUUUUCUUCCCUCAGAGAUACAGACCUGAUCUCUUCCGAUCCCCUGACACAAGGAAUGCUUGGGGACAGCACCAAUGUCAUGAAACCAAAGACAUCAUAUCUAAACUUCUGCAACACAUCAGGCAAGAAUAUAAAGAACAGGAAGUCAUUGGAGGUGGAAGCGGAAAGGCAAGUGUCUUUUGGGUCAAAUUACAUGUCAGGAGAAUCCAUUGAUGAGCCCAUUUCUAAAGCAGGGUUGGCAACAACUGACUCCAAAGCCUCGUUCGAGGCCCAUGUGAGAGACAAGUUUAACAGAAUGGUCGAAGCAGUGGACAAAACGAUAGAGAAGAGGAUCGACAAGCUGACCAAAGAGCUGGCCCAAAAGACUGCCGAACUCUUGGAGGUUCGGGCGGCUUUUGUGCAGCUUUCUCAGAAGAAGCAGGAAGUCCAGAGGCGAGAGAGGGCCCUCAACAGACAAGUGGAUGUGGCCGUUGAGAUGAUCGCGGUGCUGAAGCAGCGGCUGACAGAGUCAGAGGAGGAGCUCCACAGGAAGGAAGAAGAAGUAGUUAUAUUUAAUCACUUCCUGGAGGAAGCGGCCGAGAAGGAGGUUUGUGGCAAAGCCAGGCUCCAGCACUUCAUUGAGAAUCUGCUGCAGCGGGUUGAUCUGGCCGAAAAGCAGUUGGAUUAUUAUCAGAAUCAGCAGAUCCUGGGCAACUACAGUGAAGUCAGUGAAUAUGUGUUUACAGAUAUGUCAUCCAGUAAGAAACCCAGAUGCCUCAGCAGCCGAGGAAACCAACACGGCUAUUAUAACACCCCUGAUGUGAAACCUCAUUCUCUUCAGAAAGGACGAAUGCAUUUGAAGAAAGCCAAGGAGGACACAAUCUGUGCCCAUCCAGUUAAAUUAUUUUAUGAACCUGUUGACUGCUCAAGGGACAUUUGGAGACCUCAGAAGAAAGGGGAUGGAGCAGUUGCCUCCCGAAAGGUCAACACAAAAUCAAAGAUCAGUAAAAAAACCAAACAGCUCUACUAAGAAUCCAUAUAAGUAUAGAUAUAUAUGUGUGGGUAAUGGAAGGCCUAUAAGCCAAAAAUGGCCCAUAAUUUUGUUUUGCGGAAUCUGGCAUGAGUUGCAGAUGACUCCAUGUUGUGGAAGACUUAGAGGAUACAUUGUUCAGGAAGCCGGAAAAGAACAUAGUUAUCUCUCUCCAGCAAUAACAAAACAGCAGCAGGAAGCUCCUGACUCCACCCUGGUAGAACUCGGUCCAGCUCUACCUAGUGACUAAAUUAUGUAAUGACGCUAUCCACAUCCCCUGGUCCCAUAGCUCUGCUCAUUCUGAGUGCAGUGCAGCCUCAGGGUUUUCAUGACUUUGUGUAGCUCCAUGUGUGAAGUUCGCUGCCAACAGAACUUCUGGUAUAACCCGCUGCCAAGGGCUAUACCAGCCUUCCCCAACUUGGGAAACUUGGUGUCCUACAGAUGUUUUGGGAAAGUCAGGUAUGAUGGGAUUUGUAGUCCAAAAUAUCUGAAGGGCACCAGGUUGGGGAAGGUUAGGGUACAUGUUCUUUUGCGUGGGAAGCUGUGGUCUAGUUUUCACUGAAGUGGCAAACUUGUGCCUGGGCUGGACCUCUUCUUACUGCAGGUGGGGGCUCAUGUAAUGGAAUGCUCCCUCAUCAAUUAAAAAACAUCCACAUAGAAAACUAGCAUAUUAUGGAUAAAGCUAAGCUAGAACCCUCCUUCCUGACAUCUGUUUUCUGUAUGGAGGGAAUUUUUGUGUGCGGAGAUAAUUUAAUUAUGUGGGCCUCAUCCAGUUUGAAGUGGUACAGCCCAAGUACAAGUUUACCACCCCAUUCCUAUGUUUCAUUUACUCCCUGUGGUAUCUUCAAGAGCUGUUGACUGCUAUUCUACAAACUCUCUCAUUCAACAGAAUACCAAAAACUCAGUGAAGAAUUAGUAGAGAUUUGUAUUUGGCAAUCGCCAGCCAAUAAUGAUUCCGUUUUCUAUCCAGAAGGCAAAAGUCAUGCAAUCUUAACAAAGCAGCCUUAAAUACAAUGCUCAUGCUUUAAGUUGUAGUUUUCUGUCAGCUGCUAGUUGAUUAGUCAUCUGCCUUUUAACCAAUUCAUUGAUUAUAUUUAAAUAAACUUGCACAUUACCAAAACAUCACUGUAAGUAUCUGGUUUAGAUACUAAAGAAAGUGAGGAAUCAUAAACCGUGAGAGAGCUUACAAUAUAAUAAAAGCCACCACAAAAUGUUAGAAGAAAAAGCCAACUUUAAUACUUAUUUUUUUCACUUCCGAUGAAAAUAUUAACACAACAGAACCAAAAUAGCCUCAGAAAUAAACAAGCGUGCCCUUAAUUCUCGACUUCACUAAUUCAAAACUUCCCUCCCCAAUUUUACCUGGUUCCCUACUUUUAAAUCAAUUUAGGGAACAAUUCUAACUCCUGUCUGGGCAUGGUGGUGGUGGUGGUGGAGGGGCUGAACGGAGAGACACAGAUGCUGCCACAUCCAAAGCCCCGUUGCUACCACCAGCCAAAGCAGAAGGUAGAACAGCAAUGUCAUCCCAUGUUUUGCUAUACAGCUCCAGGCUUGCACAGCAGAGAGGCCUGGAUCAGGCCCAUUGAUGGUAGUUAAAUCGGCUUAGGAUCCAGUAGAUCAUUGACUUGCCCAGUAUUGCCCCUUUCCUGCCUCAGAAGUGCCUCACAGAGGGGUUCUGCUGAGGUGAGCAGAGCUGGCUACAAGGAUACCUCCACUAUAUCCAAAUCCCUUCCAGCACAGACAGAUUGGUGGUUUGGAUUGCUCUGUAAAUCUUUACUUGAUUAAUCUGCCAGUUAACCUGGCUGAAGCUUGCCAGCUUAAUAAUGAGGUAUGUCUUCAGAGAAAGAGGCAGACAGUCUAUCACUUGCUUUCAGUGAGAGACAAUGGCAUUAAUAACAUAAUUUCAGAUUAUGCCAUGUCCUGUAUGUUCACUAUGUAUAUAGGCUUCAAGAAGUUGUAACCUUGAGUUGAGACAAGUAAUUUUUCUUUCUGGGGACUUGCUACCCUUGUAUCUUGAGCCUCUUACAGAACUACUGCAAGAUCUUGCUUGGCCAGGUGUUUUCUAAUGAGUGCAGUUAAUAGGUCUUAAGUUUGCAGAAUCUCAGUGAGGCUAUUAGAGUUUAUUUUUUAGGUGUUUAGAUUUUUUUAAACGCAUUGGGCUAUGUCCCUCAUGUUUUAAGCUUUUGCUAUUUUGCACUGACUUCUGCUGCUCCAUCCUCAGUGGCACCAAUUGCUCCCCUAUUUCUAGGCCUGCUCCAGAGUAUAUUCAUUGCAGUUAGAAUGAUCAAAUUGUCCCCAGUUAAUUAGGCUUCAGCGCAUUUCCCUGACCAUAACAUCACUGCCUGUAGCAAUCUGGCCUGGGAUUGUGCCCCGCCCCAGCUCAAGAUGUUGACUGGGAGACAGAGCUGGUGCCAGUUUUGAGGGGCCUCUGGGUAAAGUGCCCAGUGGUACUCUGCAGGCUUACCUGGCAGAGGUGGCAACAAACAGCAGCGUUGGGUGACUGAGGGCUACCUUUUAAAGUUCCAACAAUGCCUCAGAGCAACGCUACAUCAGGGGCACUGUGGGAAAUUAAAAGGGCAGCUACACUCAGUUGCCUGGCGCUGCUCAGAACAUGUGAAGGGGCCAAGGAAAGCAUCAGUGGGCACUAGCAGCUGCCCAAGGAUGCCAGAUGCCAAUGCCAACUCUGCUGGGAGAGGCUCCUGCAAGAUAAGAGGUGGAGUCGGGUCACACAUGGCUUCUUAUCUUGCAGACAUCCCUUUCAUUGGUUAUGAAGGUGCAUAUAUCAGGUAAGCAGCUGCACUGUGUCUUGCACUUUCAGUCUGGCAUCGGAAGAGUAGCAUGGGCAGAGAAAAAUUGUGUCUGUGUGUGCAGAUAUGGUGUUGGAGCUGCAAAGUGGUGAUCCCUGAUCUAGAGCCCUGGAAACAUUUCUUUCAUAUACAAACAAGCCCCACAGAGUUCAGCACAAUCAGGCAAGGAUUUUUUUUGUUCCAUUGGGUUGUGCCAAGUAGAAGGAUUCUGCUUUUAUCACAAAGUACUUCUCCAUCACUUUUUGUGGAUUUUUUUUUGGUAUUGCUUAAUCUUCAUGCCUCAUUUACAGGUAUCUUAACAUCCCCAUGAUGUUAGAGGCAAAACUAGUUUUCUCCAGAGAAAGAAAAUAGCUCAGCCUUGUCUUCAUGUAAUUUAUUUUGAAAUGCUCCUUAUAAGAGAUGUAAAAUGUAUUUAUGUGAAGUGGUUUUAUAGUAAGCGUAUUAAGACUUGUGGAAAAUGCUUUUCUUUCUUUUUUACCACCGUGAAUAUUUGAUUAUUUUUUAAAAAACCAGUAUGAUUGUGGCAAUAAAAACAGGGUUUACAAUAUAUCUAACCGAGGUGAAAUACAGGUAAGAAUAUUUGCUGUUGUAUAAAUAACCCCAAAUGAAAUUUGGUGAUUAAUCAAUCUGUUAAGUUACUGUUUUAUUUAUAUAAUGUGAAUGAAACUGUUUUAGUAUAUGUCCAACUUUCACUAUGUUAUUUCAGUUGUUAGGCCUAUGUUUCAAAGCUGGUUCAUUCAAGUUUAUUCAUAUCAGUUGAUCACUGCAACAUCAAGUGAUGACUUCCACAUGUGGAUGGGUUAUCGUAGAUCUAACACCAUAGAUAGAGUUUUCAAAUCACCCCAUCAGCUCCAGAUCACCCCAUCAGCUCCAUUGGUGGCACUUAGGGUGGAACUGCAGAUUACACAGAACAUGGGGCUGCCUCCAUAAUAUGGGAUAACCAACAUGGUGCCCUCAAAAUGUUUUGGACUACAACUCCCAUCAGCCCCAGACAGUGUAGCCGAUGCUUAGGGAUGAUAGAAGUGUAGUUCACAACUUCUGGACUACCAUAGCCUGUUUCGUAGCAUCAUUGUGGCAUGUGCAUGUCCCCACCCUGUGCUCUACAUCAUCAGUUGACACUGGCAGGAGCAGAGAAAUGCUCAGCAUAAUGGUGUAAGGACAUAGGACACAUUUAUUUAUUUAAAAUCCUUCUAUUCUGCUUGACAACAGGCUUCCAAGUCAACAUAUUUAACAUAGCAGUUGUAUCCAUCUUAGUUAUACUCCAAGAGGUCCCACUGAAAUCAAUUGGCUUACGUUUAGUCAUGAUUAACUCAAGUCCGUUGAUUUCCAUGGGUCUACCCUAAGUAUGGCUUAUUAUUAUUUAUUGGCUUUCUGACCUCUCUGACCUAGGGUAACUAGGAUCUUUUUUUUACACACACAAAAAGGGAGUGAUGACUGGUAAGGCGGUAUGCGCCAACCACUGCUCUUUAAAGGUUGUACAGUGACCAUGUAGGACAAUGCUCCCCAACCCCAGACAUGAUUUGAGGUUGGAGCACUUACUUCCCUUUGGAUGGUUUGUGAUUCCUGGCUUCCCUGGCAGCAGGGGAUGAUGUCAACUGCCCAACUGCAGGCCCUAGGCAUUAACGGUUGUGGCUCCAACCAUCGCUGUACUCUGCAUGCGGCAUAGUGGGAGUACCUGACAUGAGGUUACUUUUUCUUUUUUUUUAUGGCAGCCCUGCAUUCCUUACAAUGCAUAGUUCUGCCCUCAGCUGCCAGUCCUCAAGUUCAGGGAAACCAAGCAGGGUUUGCGGAUGGCUGAUGAGCCCUCAGUUGUACUUAGAUUUUAGUAUUUGCUUAGGUACCUCAUUUUGUGUAUGACAUGACAUGCUUGUGAAAAGAUGUGUAUCGAUGUUCUUGUUUUGUCAAGUGCUACACUAUGGGAAAGAUUUCAUUUACAUCCAAGCAGCCUCAAACUGUUUAAGUGCUCCUUCUGCUUUGUACGUCACGAGCUUGCUUUAAAGAUGUGUGGGAAAUUGUAGCCCAAAAUCUUCAAAGAGAAUGAAGGGCACCACCGGACAGGUGAUGUUUGCAUGCAGACGUAUUCUGCAACAUGUCAAUGACCCAAUAAUAGUACAUUAGCGGUGCCUUGAUAUUGGACCAUCCACACAUCAUUCCACUUUAUGAGAUGCUCCCCCAAAGCUAGGACAUUAUUGUUGUCUGGAGGGGCAUUCUUGCACUAUAACGCAGCAAAAGUGGGACAACAUUACCCCCCCCCGCAGAACAUUUGUGGUAUGAAAAGUUAUAGGAUUUCAGCAGGAAGCUAUGGGACAUGCAUUGAUUAGAAAUGAAGCAGUAUAUCUGCCCCAAAACUUGUGCAGGCACAAACAGAAUUAAAAGCAAGAUUGUGUAACCUACCUGAUACCAUCAUGAGCACAAAUAAUCAUGAAUGCACACUAAAAAGGAUGCCUGAAGGGUCCCUAAGGGUAGAGCACAGUAACGCUGCAGAAGCAGGAGCCCCAUGUUGAGUGUCUUUCCAUGCCUCGUUUCACAUCACUGGUUGGCAGGGGUGGAAAAUAUAUAUCACAAUGAAAUCAGGACACAGGGUGAGUUGAACUAGAUGUUCCAGAUAGGGAACUUGAAAUGGGGCUGCUAUUUUUAGGAGCUGUCCUGUGUGGGUUUUUUGUAACAUGUAGUUCCACCCUCAGUGCAGUAGCCCAUUUCUUUCCUGAAGUGCAAAUGAAGUAGCUUUCUCAUUCUUAACUACUUUAGCUACACGUGAUUUGAUGACUGUUAACCAAGGAGAAACAGGAAAUGAUGUUUUGCAUAUGGAUAUGAUUAGUUUCCAUCUCAUGUUGUUGUUUUUUUCUUUUAAAAAUAUCACUGUCAGCUGCAUGUGUCUUUUUCCCUGAUCCUGUAUUGGUCAAGUCAUCAUAUGCUGAAUCAAUCAGUUACAAAGCAGUUGUAAUGCACUGUAACUCCAGAAACAAAAGACAUUUUAGACUACUAUUAAACAAAUCUAAU